AUUAUGAGAUGAGGCCAACACCACUACGGCAUCACAGUCACAAGUCGCACUCUACCGUAUCAUGGAAGGCGGUGGUACUGGUACACUCGGCAACGCUUUAUAUAGUUGUGUCAGAAAAGGAAGCAGCACCAUUCGAAGAAGCAUACAAAGCUUUCCAACCGUCAAGUCGAGAAGAGCUCAGCCUGAGCAACAACCUCCCGAACUUUCUUCACCCCAUCACAGAAUCUUGCAGGUGGCACUUUGUCAACCUCAACUUGAGUAGUACAUACAUUACUCCGGUAUAAUACAAUGAUUGAAAUAUCGUGGGGAGAAGCGGUUGUGGUGAUGGGCGUGACGUUUGCGGUGAUUGGCCGAAAGGAUCUGCCUCGGUUUGCCGGGUAUUUGGGUCGAGGCGUGGGACGGACCGUGGGACUUUUGCAAGGAGCUCGACAACGGGCCGAAGCAUAUGCUCAAGAAACCGAAUUGAAACAGUUGCAUCAAGAAUUUAAAUCCGGCUUGAAUGAAUUGAGUGCCGUGCGACGAGAAGUCGAUACCACCAUGAAUCCCUCCCGCAAAAUGGUCGGUAGCCGACCACCCAUUCAACUGACCCAUGAAACCCAUGGAGCUGCAUCGGCAUUAUCGGGUAUUCAGACCACUACAGCCACUGCAGCAACAACCAACAAUAUCAUGGCUCAGAUGGGAAAUCUUGCUGCUAGAAAUCCCUCAACAGGAACUGAUGCACUACAAUCUUCCAUUCCACAAUUUUCAUCCCUACCACCACCAAACGCUUUGCCUGUCUCAUCAUCUCCAGAAUUCCAAUCAUCAUCAUCAUCGCCACAACCUAGCAACAAUUCCUCUAUUCGACAAUUACCACCCGAAUCACAGACGAUUGGAGCCGUGGCCGAAGAGGAAUGGGAAAAACAAGGCAUGGGAUUCCGAUCACGCGCCGAACGAGGAGCUGGAUUGGGAUACACGGACGAUCAAGCCAAUGAUCCUUUGAAUUCCGGGAGUUCCAUUCUGGCCAAUGUCUACAAGCAAAAUCUUAUACACGAUCAGUACGAUCGAGUCACGCAGUAUCAGGAGAGUCUAUUGACACAACAACAAGAGCAGGCAGAAGAUGCACCUAUUGUGGGAAGGAAUUCGGGAGAUGCAAGCGUAGAAAAAGACAAGAGAGUAUAACAAUAGAAUACCACAACCCCGCUAAAUGGCUUCCAUCUAGGGAGAGGCGAGGAGAGGCAAACGCCAAGCAGAAACAUGAUAGGGGGAGGGGCGUUUAAUGGAAUACGGCUUCAUGCACAUGUCGCUAAUGGUUCCAGGAUCUAGCUAGAAAGCAAUCCAUGCGAGAAGGGUUCACCAGUAUCAUGUCCCUCAAAAAUUUCUUCUAUUUUAGGUCUAUGCAAUCUUCUU
Molecule: messenger RNA, 1386 nt
Organism: Seminavis robusta
Lineage: Eukaryota; Bacillariophyta; Bacillariophyceae; Naviculales; Naviculaceae
Source: the annotation of a GenBank genome assembly